Messenger RNA from Entrophospora sp. SA101, 336 nucleotides. NCBI's taxonomy places the organism in Eukaryota, Fungi, Glomeromycota, Glomeromycetes, Entrophosporales, Entrophosporaceae. The record is from the annotation of a GenBank genome assembly.
AUGAAUAAUUUAAUUAGAAUUAUGGUUCAAUUUGGCAAAUGGUUCUAUGAACAACUAUCCUAUUUUCUUACUACAGCAGAUCCUUGUACUAUGAUACAACAUAAUGGUAUCUCUCAAACAUUCCCUAAUGGUCAUCAGCUUAAUGAAUGCUUAGAUGAAAAAAAUGAAUAUGUGGAUUUAGUAAAUAAGAUCAAGGCAGGAUUAGUGAAAGCCUUAGAUGCAUUCAAAAAAUGGAUGAAUAUAUGGACCCAUCUACUACUUUCAGUUUGUAGUUUGGGAGGAAAUCAUGACCAAGCAUUUACACAGGCAGUUAUAUGUGCAGUAUUAAACUCUUGA